Messenger RNA from Teleopsis dalmanni, 1563 nucleotides. Its product is annotated as proline-rich receptor-like protein kinase PERK9. Bases 366 to 1397 code for a protein of 343 amino acids. Gene Ontology annotation, cellular component: chitin-based extracellular matrix. The transcript has 5 exons. Lineage: Eukaryota; Metazoa; Arthropoda; Insecta; Diptera; Diopsidae. Gene Ontology annotation, molecular function: structural constituent of chitin-based larval cuticle. The record is from RefSeq and is a predicted model, not a curated record.
GUUCAGUUAAACCGCGAUUUUAAACAAAGUCAUUGAGAACAGCUUUGAUCUCUACCAAUGACUGCGAGCUUCGGUAUUCCAAAAUAACAAGAUUUGAAAAAAAUAUAUAUUAGAAAUAAUUACAAAAAAAAAAACAAUAAAAUCAAUUAUCCAAUAAUUAAUCAAUUAUAAAAGUUGACGUAGAAGCGUACGCGGUGGGUGGUGUAGUGAUUUGCUAUAUAGACGAAAGACUGGUUAAUCUUUUAAAUAAAACAUAAAACACUCUUAACGGAUUAUAAAUUACCUUAAAAGGUUUUUGAUAGCUGUAAUUUCAAUUACGGAUUAACAAAAUAAACAUUAAAGAAACCAUAACGAAUCAAUAAACAAUGAAUGUGUUUAAAAAAUUAUUACUACUAAUGUUCCUGUGUGCAUUAGCAACAGCACAAGACUAUCAGGACUAUCAAGAAAACACACCACGUUCUGCACCUAUAAGACUGCGCCCAAGUGCUGGACAUUUGGCAGAUUCUGCCCGGCCGACACCAGUACCAAUUUUAAAGCAAAUAAAUAAACACAAUGAAGAUGGUUCCUAUACUUAUGGUUAUGAAGGUGCUGAUGGUUCAUUUAAAAUCGAGACUAAACUGGCAACAGGUGAAGUAAAGGGCAAAUACGGUUAUGUAGAUGAGACUGGUAAAGUGCGUGUUGUGGAAUAUGGCGCUAAUAAAUAUGGAUUCCAGCCAUCUGGUGAAGGUAUAACAGUAGCACCACCAACUUUAGUAGAUGAAACCACAAGAGAUCCACCAGAAUAUGAUGAUGAACCCAUAAGACCACAGAAACAAUAUCGUGUCAAUCGACCACAGCCACAACCAAGACCAGCACCUCGUCCACAACCACAAUACGUACAAUAUGAAGAAGAAGAAGAACCUGAAAAUAUACCAGCACCACGUAGACCACAAUAUUCUUCACCACCACAAGCUUCAGCACCAGUACCACCUAGAUUACAAGUUCCCGGAGCACAACGUUCUACAGAUGUGUUAUAUUCACCUUUGCAGCGUCCAGCACGUCCUGAAGCUGAUUAUUCACAAUCACAGUCAUUUGGUGAAGGUCCGUCUAAUGUGCGGAUUUCACGUCCUGUCUAUGCUCCAGCUCCCGCUAAUCCAGCGCCUUCAAGUGCACGUGCACAAGGUUUCUUAGCACCAGCAUCUGGUGGUCGCCCUCUCUUGGAACCUUUACAGUUUGGUCCAACACAAGCACCAGCACCGCGCCCCGUACAACAGCAACCGCAACAGCCACGUUAUCAACCACAAGGCAGAAGCAACGGUGGUGGUGGCGGUAGUUUAUUAGAUCAGCUAGCGCGCGACUAUGCACUGCCACAGGGCAAUGCGCAGCCAUUACAUGAUAUAUCUUUCGGUUAUUAUUAGUUUGAACUAAAUUUUAGUUACAGUAACAAAGGAUCAUCUAGUCGAUGAUUCCAUUUAAAUUAAUAAUUGUUUUAAAUAUUUUUUAUUUUGUAAAAAUUUUUAAGCAAUUCAGUUUUUUAUUAAAAAAGUUUUUUGGAAAAUAAAUUAAAUUUUUGCCAGAAUUUUU